UCUUCAUGGGGCCCAGAGAUGAAACUUCCAUGCAACUUCCUGCACAACUCGUUAGCGUAAGCAUCCACUCUUGAUGUUCCAAACCAGCAAUUUCUGAGCAAAUUCCCACCCUCAGCCUCAGGGUUUCAUCCCAUAAUAUAAAUAUUCGAUUAUAAAGCAUGGAAUUUAAGCACGUAGACGAGCAAAAUAAAUAUUAUAACUAAUUAUUGCAUUGCACAACACACUAAUCUCUACGUACGUAUCAAAUUAUGAUGGAACCAGUGGAGUGCUUCUGCUCAUUUUCUCCCAAGAAGCUGAGCAAGCUAGCCUCCAUCAAGCCCAAAUCCAAGCCCGCUUCGAGCUCGGGCUCCCCGAGGAACAUCACCACCCCGCGGCGGAGCUCCUCGUCGACGUCGAGGGAGGAGGAGGAGAUGAGGGAAGUCUUCCGCCGCUUUGACAGCGACAGCGACGGGAAGAUCUCCCCGGCGGAGCUCAGGUCGUAUCUGGGGUCGGUCGGGGAGAUCAUGUCGUACGAGGAGGCCGAGGGGAUCAUCAGCCACCUGGAUUCCGACAAUGACAUGCUUCUUGACUUCGAGGAUUUCCUGCGGCUGAUGGGCGGCGGCGGUCGGGAGGAGGAUUUGAGGGCCGCAUUUGGGGUGUUCGAAUGGGAGGGUACGGGUCGGAUCACGGCGAGGAGCCUGCAGCGGGUGCUGACCCAGUUGGGGGAUCCGAGAUCGUAUGAUGAGUGUGUGGCCAUGAUUCGGGUCUUUGAUUCCGAUGGUAAGGGGGAAAUCGGCUUUCAUCAGUUCCAACAAAUGAUGACGCCUGCACCCACCUGAAAAUCAAUAUACCUAUAUAAUCUACCUUGUUUUCAAUUAAUUAAUUAAUGUGUGUGUAUAUAUAUAUAUACGUCUAUUAAUUAAGGGAAGGUACGUAUGAUAAAAGGAUGGAGAAAAAUAUCAUGAUUCCAUUUGCAUAUCUACCUAAGUGAGUUCUCAGAUGUUAUAUAUUGGACCAUUUGGAACCUGGAGUUCUUUUGUUUGGAGAGAUGUGGAAGUGUUUAAGAUGCUUUUUACCUUUUUUUCAUUUUAAAGAGAAAUUAAUGAAUUUUUAUGUUGAAAAGAAA
Messenger RNA from Salvia miltiorrhiza (redroot sage), 1105 nucleotides. RefSeq names its product putative calcium-binding protein CML19. Gene Ontology annotation, molecular function: enzyme regulator activity; calcium ion binding. Bases 249 to 818 code for a protein of 189 amino acids. Lineage: Eukaryota; Viridiplantae; Streptophyta; Magnoliopsida; Lamiales; Lamiaceae. The record is from RefSeq and is a predicted model, not a curated record. The transcript has a single exon.